GCAGCAGCAGCACAGUGCGCCAGGCAGGCAGCGGGAGUCAGGCGUGGGUCACACCGGGGAGCAAGCAAGACGGACCGGCAGCAGCACUGAGUGAUAGCCACUGUACUACGGAGAAAAGACUGUUAGGGGGAAACUCCGUAAUAAGACUGUAUAGGACUAAGCGGUAUCCUUCAUUUUGUCAACCGUGAAAGGGAACUCCUUCACUGCCACAUUUGGGAGUACCGAACCCGGUGGUGUUAGGGGGGAAAUAUGCAGUUGAAGCCGGACUCUGUCAGCCGCGCAGCUGGCCUCAGAGGCUGGUGAUGCCCGGCGUGCCGCGCGGGGAUCACCGCCCAGCAGCAGGAGUGGGUCGGGACAACAGUGCCUCGGGAGGCCGAUGAUGAUGCUGGUAAAGUCGGGAUCAUGGCUAACGGAACCGGUACUAUCAUGUUAAAAUGCGUCGUGGUUGGAGACGGUGCAGUGGGCAAAACGUGCCUUCUGAUGAGCUAUGCCAAUGACGCCUUUCCAGAGGAGUAUGUACCCACAGUGUUUGAUCAUUAUGCAGUGAGCGUCAACGUUGGUGGAAAGCAGUACUUGCUGGGACUGUAUGACACAGCUGGUCAGGAGGACUACGACCGGCUGAGACCGCUGUCCUACCCGAUGACCGAUGUCUUCCUCAUCUGCUUCUCAGUGGUAAACCCGGCCAGUUUUCAGAAUGUGCGCGAGGAAUGGGUGCCUGAGCUGCAGGAGUAUGCACCCAGUGUCCCCUACCUGCUCAUUGGCACCCAGAUUGACCUUCGUGAUGACCCCAAGACCAUUGCCAAACUGAAUGACAUGAAGGAGAAGCCCAUACCCACUGAGCAAGGACAGAAACUAGCAAAGGAGAUUGGUGCAUGUUGCUAUGUGGAAUGUUCCGCUUUGACACAGAAGGGCCUGAAGACGGUGUUCGACGAGGCCAUCAUCGCAAUCCUGACUCCCAAGAAAAAGAAAGGAGCGCUGAAGAGAAGACUGGGACCCCACUGCAUCAACUGCUGCCUGAUUACGUGAUACAUUAACCUCCUGGAGAUCAGUCAGCAACAAACCAUAAACCAAACCUGGACUGCAGGCAAAAGACAGACAAAAGAAAAUUGCACGGACAGCAGAGUGAGAAACAAGAGGACUGAAAAGGACAAAACAAGAGCUACUUUUAUGCUGCAGGGCUCUUGAAAGGCCAUAACUCUCUCCUGCUGUCCCACACAGGUUGAGGAUGCAGUUUACUACCAAAGGAGCACAAAACCCAAGUCUGUCCCUUCUUCUAAGACUUUUAGCUUCUGACGUACCUUCUUUUAUAACCAUUUGUAAUCAUUUGUUCCUUGUCUUAAGCUGUCAUGCAAAGAGUUCAUAUUAUUUCUAUGGUUUGAAAGCUACAUUUGUGCAUUUCUCUUAAAAAAAGAGCAAAUCAAAGAAAGCCUGCAACCUGUAAAUAAUGAGAGUCUGACCUAAGUGACACUGUGACAGUGGCGAAGACUCUGUAAGUCUGUCUCCUAUGAUAUGCCAAUUGGGCCCUGCAAACAAUAUUACACAAAAUGCAACGAGUGCAAUUCUGCCCAGAAACCACAUUUUGGACCUAGAACUGUAUUAUUUUAAAGUUUAAGCGUCUUGCUUUUGCCUUAUGAAACGUUACAUUACUUUAGAGUGUGGCAUGCCAAAACAUAUUGCAAGUUCCAGGCUGAGUUUUUCAUCAGGAACUCAAGAGGUCUAUUAUCCAUUUUCUAAAUAUAUAUUGUCUAGAGUUUAUGAUUCUAUGUCUCUAAGAUAGAGAUGAUCUUGUCAGCUAAUAAUAACUUUCUUUUUGUUA
Messenger RNA from Gymnodraco acuticeps, 1816 nucleotides. RefSeq names its product rho-related GTP-binding protein RhoQ. The record is from RefSeq and is a predicted model, not a curated record. Gene Ontology annotation, biological process: cortical actin cytoskeleton organization; small GTPase-mediated signal transduction. Gene Ontology annotation, molecular function: GTPase activity; GTP binding. Lineage: Eukaryota; Metazoa; Chordata; Actinopteri; Perciformes; Bathydraconidae. The coding region runs from base 403 to 1026 and encodes 207 amino acids. The transcript has 5 exons.